UGUAAACAACCGAUCUGAGCAGUGUAGUUGCAAUCUGAUUUGUAGUUUUGAUGUAAAUCGUGCAGGUUAUAAAUAUAAAUUCAGCGCUCUUCAGAAAAUGGGUGUCUAUACAUUUAUCGGAAUUACAGCCUAGAGCGUAUCUACAGAUUGCUUCCAAAGUUAUAUUUGAAUUUCCCGCUACACUAGGCGCUAAAGCAAACGCAUUCUGCAUCUCCAGCAGCCGUACUAGUGAAAGUAUUCUAGAUACAUUUUAAUCUCUUAGGAAAUGCAGACCACAGACAUAGGGAGCAAGGGAAACGGAAAGAUUUGGCACAGAAAACCUUCGCCAGCAUCCAGUGAUGGGGUAAUGGUUAAUGUUAUCCACAGUGCAGCCGGCUAUCCGUCCAAGACGGUUCGCUUUCUUCAUGCUGCCUUUGACACAACAGGCGACGCUUUUCUUGCCGGAGAUCACCACGGAAAUGUCUAUGUGUUUGACUUAAACAGAAACAGGUUUAACCUUGUACAGAAGACUGGACAGUCAUGCACUGCUUUGGCCUUCAACCUGCGAAGGAAGACAGAGUACUUGGUGGCACUAGCAGACUACUCUAUCAAGUGUUUUGACACAGACACCAAGGAGCUGGUAAGCUGGAUGAGAGGGCACGAAUCAGCUGUUUCUUCGGUUUCUGUGCAUGGAUCAGGGAGAUAUGCCAUCACCACUUCCACGGAUACAGCCCAGCUCUGGGACCUGGACACUUUCCAGAGGAAAAGGAAGCUAAACGUCCGCCAGUCUGUCGGCAUACAGAAGGUUUUCUUUUUGCCACUAAGUAACAUUAUUCUGAGCUGCUUUAAGGAUGGUUCUAUAUUCGCCUGGGAAAGCGACACUCUGCACUGUAAAUAUCAGUUACCAGUACCAGAGGAAGGGCCCAAGUUGCAUUACAAAGCUUUUGCUGUCACACAGGAUGGGCGAGUUCUGGUUGCUGGGGGGAAAUCAAACUGCCUUCACUUAUGGUGUUUAGACACCAGGCAGCUGCUGAGAGUAAUUCAGAUGCCACCUAAAGUCAGGACCGUUCGUUCCCUGGUAUUUCUGCCUGACAGCUUUGAUGGAGGAUCGAGUCAGGUCCUUGGAGUUUUGAGUCAGGAUGGGAUAUUGAGGUUCAUCAACAUCCAGACUUGCAAGCUGAUCUUCGACAUUGGGAGUCAUGACGACGGCAUUGGUUCAGCUGUAAUUGCUCCAAAUGGACACUACAUUGUUGCUGUGAUGGAAAAUGGCAGCCUUAACAUAUACAACGUACAGUCUCUUACGCAGGAUGUUAAUAAGCCACCACCUCCUUUGGUCAAAGUGAUUACAGACUUUGACAGAGGCAAAGCUUCCAGAGAUCCAGUUCCUGGCCUGAAGAUGAAGGUGGCAUCUGGACGUGUUGAGAGGCCUGUCAAGACAAGAGAUUCCAAAGCCCAGACCCGAAUCCUGAGACCUCCCGCAGACACACUGGAAGAUAAAGAGAAUGAAUUGCCAGAGGGUUUAAACAAAAAGAGACUUCAAGCUUUGCUCAAAGGAUUUGGGGAAUACCCAGCAAAAUACAGAAUGUUCAUCUGGCGCUCUUUACUGCGCCUUCCUGAGAACCACGCAGCAUUCAGCAGCCUGACUGACAAGGGCACCCACUCUGCCUUUGUGAGACUCCACGAGGUCUAUCCCAUCAAGAGCACCAAGCUGCAGAGGGUCCUCCAGAGAAUAUUAUCAUCGUUGGCUCACUGGUCAGCCAUCUUUGGGGAGAUCCGUUACCUACCGUUAGUGGCAUUUCCAUUUGUUAAACUAUUCCAGAACAACCAGAUGAUCUGCUUUGAGGUGAUUGCUACAGUUAUAAUGAACUGGUGCCAGCACUGGUUUGAGUACUUCCCUAACCCUCCUCUCAAUGUGCUGAGUAUGGCAGAGAAUGUCCUGGCCCAUCACGACAAAGAGCUGCUCCAGCACCUUGUGAACUGUGGAGUAACCUCGCAGCUUUAUGCCUGGCCGCUUCUGGAAACCCUGUUCUCUGAGGUGCUGACGCGAGAAGAAUGGCUGAAGUUGUUUGAUAAUGUUUUCUCCAACCACCCCUCUUUUCUGCUGAUGGCAGUAGUGUCAUAUGUGAUCAGCUCCCGGGCUCCCUUAAUACACUGCACGUUGAAGGAUGACUUCGAGUAUUUUUUCCACCAUCGCAAUAACUUGGAUAUUAAUGCAAUGAUCAAGGAAACCUAUAGACUCAUGGACAGCACUCCGAGCGACCUCCACCCACAGCGCAUGCUGAAUGACUUUGAGCCCUUAACCAGAGGGCAGUACCCAGUCUUCAACAAGUACCCCACCUUCAUUGUGGAGUACCAGUCCCAGGAAAGGGAGAGGAUUCGACAACAGGAGUUGGAGUAUUUAAGGGAAAGGCAGAUAGCCCACGAGCUGGAGUCUGAGGCGGUGAAGCGGAAGGCUGGGGACGAGGCAUGGUACAAACAGCAGGAGCUGCUCCAGGAAGCAGAGGAGCAGAGGAGGAAGAUACUGCUGGAGGAGGAGAACAAACUGGUGGCCCAGAGAGUCCGGCUGGCUGCUAUGAAACGGGAGAUGAAAGUGAAGGAGCUGCAUGUGAUCGAUGCAUCACGGAGGCGCUUUCUGAAAUACCAGCAGGAUCAGAAGAAAAUGGAGCUGAGGAGACUUGAUGAUGAGAUUGACAGAAAGAGGUCACUAAGAGAGCAAGAAACUGGCACUGCGGUGCAAGACAUUGAAAUACGUCAAAUGGAACUGGAGGCCCAGAGAAGAAUGUUUGAACAGCAACUUGCUAAGGAGCAGGAGAGAGUGACCCAGGAAGUGAAAGGAGAAGUGGAUGCUUGUCGGCGAAAGGCAGAAAUUGAAGAUCACAUGUUAUAUAAACUGAUAGAAACAGAUGCGUGUCAUGACAUUGGCGCCAAGACGAAGGUGGAGGAAGCAUUGGCAGAGGCAGAUCAGUUGUGCACCGACACAGACUGGCAAGUGGAGAUGAUCAGCAGACAGCAGCAAGCGGAUACAGACAGAGAGAGGGAUUACCAAGUUCUGGCCAGGCUGAGCAGAGGGGCUCGGGCCAAGGAGGGGCAGAUCCUCAACCUCAUGAAGGAGGUUGAGGGGAAGAGGGAGUGGGAACACAUGUAGUGUUUGGAACGGAGAGUAACAGAGAGAAGUGAAACAAGCCUGUACAUGGACUUUCCUGACGAUAAGUAUUCAGCUGGCGUAGAGCAUGCUUAGUCUUCGUGACGACAGUGGCCCAAAGUGAUUUAACCCUCGAAAUACCCCAGUUACUUAUUCAAAUUGCAUUAAUUGGAUAACAUGCCAACUUGCUAUCUGUGCCAUGUUUGCCCGCUGUUUUAAUAUCAUAAUCCAUUUUGGGACGGGAUAAAUACAUAUGUGGGUUGUAGAGGGUUUCCCCCUCUCUGAGAAUCAACUUUGAAAUAAGUGGCCCAAAGUGAUUUAACCCCCAAAAUACCCCAGUUACUUAUGCAAUUUGCGUUCGAUUUUCAGUAUGUAAAUAAGAAGCUAGCUGAGUAAAAAGCCAACUUCAGCAUCAUGUAAUGAAAGCAGUUUAAUCUUACUUUAACGGCACGCACAUGAAUCGUAAAGUAAUUAAACUGUUUCUACCCUUCCCUGCUGUUCUGCGCACUGUCAACCCUGGUUAAAGAUAUAGAUAGUGUACCCGAUCCGAAGCAAGUGUAAAACUUGCCUGACUAUUAAAGUAAAAAAUACAAAUAUUUUAAAUCUAGCAAGAAAUUACUUGUGUCUUUCCUGUUUCGAGGCCGGUGUGCUCACUAUGCUUGCUGAGAGAAUGUUUUACUAACCGUUCUUUCGAAAGUAGGGUUUGUGCAGUGGAGAAUAACAUACAUAAUAGGCUCAAUAAGGGGUAUAAAUGUAUCUAAAUGGUGCUGGAACUAACUACAGCCAGUGUUAACAGUACCGGGUAAUAGUAGAAAACCAUUAGUAAGUGGUUUGUAUGUACUUUCUGGUAAACAAACAAACAAACCUCUUUCAGUGAAGGAAACCAAACGAAUAUUAAGAUUUGCUCCAAAUUAGAUGAUGCAAACAUACUUAGCCACCUCCACAACAGCAAGGUAAGCUGAUCACAGGAUGAAUAGUAAAUCAAAGAUAGAUGAGUCUUCCAUCUCAGUUGAUUGUUUGUUAUUUUUUAAUGUAUGGUCAAUUUAAUGUGCAGUUCUUUUUUUUUUUUUUCAGAGUAGUUGAAUUGCUGAUUUAUUGAGAAAAAAAAACAUACAUUUACAAGUUAUUUUCUCAGAUAAAUACAGGAUUUACACAAAUAAACAUACAGUGGGAAACAUUUGUCCAUGAGACAGGAGGGGAGGGAUCAAAAGCACUUCCCUGCAGGGACCCUGUAACUAUUCCUGGUUGUCGAUCAACAGACAAGGAGGAUUGAUUAGCAAGAUGCUUGCUUGCCUACUUCCCAAACUCGCUUCCCUGUAGUGUGUAGUAUUUGAUUGACUUGCACCAUUAGUUUACCUUAUAAUUUGAUUGAUUUUUUUUUAGUUAUUGGUUCAUUCAUUUAUUAAUUUAUUGAGGUUUGCUCACAAAAAGUACUUUGCAAAUGCAAUUUGUAUUGCAUAAUCAAAUGUUGCCCCUUGGGUUAUUUUUGUAGUUUGGCAAAUUUUAUAAUGAUUCAAAACUGAGUUGCUACCACAAAGUGGAAAAUGGGUACAUCUCUAAAAGAUGCAGAGCAAAAGGCAUUAGACUGUGACAAACACAAUUCAGUUAAUGCCAGCUUCUCUCUUUUUGGAAGUGGGAGGAUGUUGUGGAGAGAAGAGCCCAGCUGGAGGAAGAAAAGCAGAGCAGUGUUUUAGCUGAAGCUCGCCGCAGACAGU
This is a messenger RNA of Polyodon spathula (Mississippi paddlefish), 4836 nucleotides long. RefSeq names its product TBC1 domain family, member 31 (gene tbc1d31). NCBI's taxonomy places the organism in Eukaryota, Metazoa, Chordata, Actinopteri, Acipenseriformes, Polyodontidae. The transcript is spliced from 20 exons. Gene Ontology annotation, molecular function: protein binding. The record is from RefSeq and is a predicted model, not a curated record. The coding region runs from base 266 to 3124 and encodes 952 amino acids. Gene Ontology annotation, cellular component: centrosome.